Lotus japonicus is the source of this 1305-nucleotide messenger RNA. Its product is annotated as protein trichome birefringence-like 43. NCBI's taxonomy places the organism in Eukaryota, Viridiplantae, Streptophyta, Magnoliopsida, Fabales, Fabaceae. The record is from RefSeq and is a predicted model, not a curated record. Gene Ontology annotation, cellular component: Golgi apparatus. Gene Ontology annotation, molecular function: O-acetyltransferase activity. The transcript is spliced from 5 exons. The coding region runs from base 46 to 1194 and encodes 382 amino acids.
UUCACACUAUAAAAUUAGUCUGCAUCCACAAUAACAGGAGGAAACAUGACACCACAUGCAAAUAUUAUGAGCUCCUUCACCAUGACCAUGGGAUCUUUCAUUACCAUUGUGCUAUUUCUUGCCCUUCUGAUUCAGAUACAUGGGAAAUUGGGAAUGAUGAUGAUGAUCUUAACCACCACCACCAAAAGCAGGAGGCAAGAGCAACAUGGUUUGGAAAUAGUGGUUGUGAUUUGUUUAAGGGGAAAUGGAUUUAUGAUGAAUCAUACCCUCUUUAUGAUUCCACACACUGUCCAUUUAUUGAGAAGCUUUUUGAUUGCCAAAAGAAUGGCAGACCACACAAAUUCUAUCUCAAGUAUAGAUGGCAGCCUACUGGGUGCAACUUACCAAAGAUUCAAUGGUAAAGAUUUCUUAAGAAGAUACAGAGGGAAGAGUAUCAUGUUUGAGGGGGACUCAUUGAGUUUGAAUCAAUGGCAAUCACUCACUUGCAUGCUCCACACAGCUGUGCCACAUGCCCACUAUACCUUAGUGAAGACUGGAGGUCUCUCCAUUUUCACCUUCACGGCCUAUGAUGUUAAGGUGAUGUUCUCACGCAAUGCAUACCUAGUGGACAUUGUUAGUGAAAGUAUUGGUCGAGUGAUGAAACUAGAUUCUAUUGAAGCUGGAAAAAUGUGGAAAAACAAGGAUUUAUUGAUAUUUGACUCUUGGCAUUGGUGGCUUCACACAGGAAGAAGACAAGCAUGGGAUUUCAUUCAAGAAGGGAAUCAUACAUUAGUCAAAGACAUGGAUCGCUUGGUUUUGUAUGAGAAAUCUUUGAAUAGAUGGGCAAAAUGGGUUUAUCACAAUGUUGUUCCUACCAAAACAAGGGUACUCUUCCAAGGAGUUUCUCCAGAUCAUCUAAAUGCAGGGCAAUGGGGAGAUCCAGAAGCAAAUUCAUGUAAAGGGCAAACUAGGCCACUUUUAGGAUUCAAGUAUCCAGGAGGUCCACACCCAGCAGAGCUAGUAUUAGAGAAAGUCCUUAGAACCAUGCAAAAGAGAGUGUAUUUGCUCAACAUUACUACCCUAUCCCAGCUGAGGAAGGAUGCUCACCCUUCAGUUUAUAGAGGGCAUAAGGGUAUUGAUUGCACCCAUUGGUGCUUAGCUGGUGUUCCUGAUACUUGGAACCAACUUUUAUAUGCAACUCUCAUUCAAAAUUAAGUGCUUAUUCAUCAAUAAAACAGGUUCCUAACAAACAUGUAUUUUUAGUUCACUAGGAUUGUACACCCGUGCUAUGCACGGAGAAACGAUUUUAUAAUUUAUUAAAAUGAA